GCCAUUUUGUGUGGGAGAUAGAGGGGUGGCGGCGGGCGUUGGUGGAGCGGGUUCGGCUGUGUUUUGGGGGGGGGGUGUCGGAGAGCGACGGCGGAGGAGCGGCGGUGUCGGUUCCUAAAGGCCCCGGUGUGUGUGUCUGUGCUUGUGAGCGAACGAGUCGGACAGAAGUCGUGGGACUUCUCCCUUGGAGCUUCUGUGCCGAGAAUCCGAUGUUGGGCUCGGCUACCUGGCUGAAUACAGCAGAUCAGCCCAUGAAAACUUCUGUUCCUAGCCAAAGGAAGGAGUCCAGCAAAAGGCAGCACCUACUCUUUCAGGCUUGGAAGCAAGAAAGGGGGCAAGAGUUGGAGAGUGUGGAAUCUGAGAAGACAACUGAGAGGUGACAUUUAAGUUGAAGAUGGGUGGUGGAGAAAGAUUCAACAUUCCAGUUCCCCAGUCUAGAAAUACCACCAAGAACCAUCAACAACUUAAAAACAGGCAGAAGAAUAAAGACCAGAAUUCGCAGAUGAAGACCUAUAUGAAGAAAGAAAGAGGACAUGGAUGCAACUCAUCAUCUGGUGCAUGGCAGGCCAUGCAAAAAGGGGGAAAGAACAACGUUCAUUUCCCCAAUAAUCAAAAUUGGAGUCCUACUUUGUCAAAUCGCAACCUGUUUUUCACACCUCAAACCAAUCAGAACUAUGCUGGAGCAAAAUUUAGUGAGCCACCCUCACCAAGUGUUCUUCCUAAGCCACCAAGCCACUGGGUACCUGUUUCUUUUAAACCUUCUGAUAAAGAAAUAAUGACAUUUCAGCUUAAAACAUUGCUUAAAGUCCAGGCUUGAGAUGUAACUUUUCAUAUUUUUGUAAAGUUAUUUAAAUUUACAGGGUUUCAAAUUUGAGACUAGUUAUUCCUAACUCCAGAUGUACAGAACCAGGCGUUCUUGCUGCAUGUAGUUAGUUGCUUGGAUUAGAAGGGGGCGGAAGCUUCCAUUCUCCUCAUGCUUUACCUCAAAAGUUGGGUGCUGUGUUCACUGACUGUGAAAUACAUAUUUUUGGUCUAAUCAAAUCCUGAACAGUCACCAUUUAUUGUAAGAGUAAAUGGGGCUGUCUCUCACAAUUGGAAUUGUGACUACUUUUUGGUAUGGUGUUAGGUAAAAGCUGGUUUCCUAACUUAAUGCAGCAUUAACUGGAAGGAAACACACUGAAAGCUUUAGUCACGUACUUUGCUGCUUUUCAAACUCAUGCAAAAUUUGCUAGGUAAGUACCAAGUGCGGAGCAGAGGACACCACCGAGGCACUAGGUAAAAACACAGACCCUUGCUUGCACCUGUGCGCUUUAUUUGGCACUCCUGGAUUGGCAACGAGCAUUUCAAGCCUGUGACUAAAAUUGAGAUCUAGGAAACAUAUUGGUGCGUGUUCUUGAAAGGGUGGAGGAGCAGGUCGGGCAAAUCCCUCGUGGUCUCCUCCAGCCCUAGCACUUGGGAUCUCCGCACAUCCGACUGCCCCAACCAGCGACCUCACGUUGCCGGAUGGCUGCCAAAAACUAACAAAUCCUUUGUAUUCUGAUUGCACUGACGAGUUCCAAAAGGCAUUUUAGUAUUGGCUUUUAAAAUAGUGAAAAGGUGGAGUAGUUACUUAGACUGGUCUUAAAUUGGUUACCCUGUAAUAAUUGUUUUAAGUUACAGUAGCUUGUGGCAGGUAUUAAAGUGUUUUCGUAGGGAAGACAGAGCCAUGUAAAUAAAUGUAAAACUUUGUAGCAUAUGUAAAUUUAUGCUGGGCUUUCCUGCACAGAAGUAUUUUUAGUACAAAACUGCUGAAUGUAAGAUGACCAUGUUGAGCACAUGGCCCGAUUUUAAAAAGAGAUAUUUUGGGUUUUUUUUUUUAAAAAUAAUCGUGGCUGUGCCCUUGCACUUAACAUGCACGUUUUACUUGGUUGUGAGCUCAUUUUUGAAGUAAAGUCAGUGCAAAAGAGGCUUAUUUAGAAUUUUUUAAGAAAAUUUAAAAAACUUAAAAAAAAAAACAAACUUGAACAGCUUUUAAGAUACUCCUGAAUGUAUAGGAGAGGUGUGGAUUAAGUGAUGAAGAGGUGUUCAAAUCAGGUGUUUCACAAGAAUGCAAAUGACAGUUCAGGUGCUCAAUGAAAUUGAAGUAUUGGUUCAUUUUAGAAAUGUCACAUUAUCUUUUGUCCUGAUAUUUGGUAAACUGUUACCACAGGCCGGGGCAGCUGCAGGCCUGCAGCUUCCAGUGCUCUCGCAGCUCAGCUGCUCCUCUAACAGCAACAGCUGACCUGUGAUAACAGUCCAAGGUUACUUAAAAAUACAGUAAUUGGUAAAAAUGGGCUUUAAGGUGAAAGGGAGUUUGUGGAAUGCUCGUUGCAAGGUCUUUGUACAUUCGAAAUGCACUGGUCAAGUGUUUACAAAUCUGUGGCUCCCAAGUGGAUGGAAUUGGCUGUCUUUAAACUGAUGUCUCUGUGCCCCAGACCUACAGCAGGGAAGGAGCUGCGCCCCCCCUCACGAUUAUGUAUAUGCGACUUCAAAUUGUCAGUUACUAGUGGUACAUGGAUAAAUUGGAAACAAAAAAUUUUAAAUAAACUAAACUUUUUACCCCCCUAAAA
Molecule: messenger RNA, 2588 nt
Organism: Phalacrocorax carbo (great cormorant)
Lineage: Eukaryota; Metazoa; Chordata; Aves; Suliformes; Phalacrocoracidae
Source: RefSeq, a predicted model, not a curated record